This is a messenger RNA of Acanthocheilonema viteae, 534 nucleotides long. NCBI's taxonomy places the organism in Eukaryota, Metazoa, Nematoda, Chromadorea, Rhabditida, Onchocercidae. The record is from the annotation of a GenBank genome assembly.
AUGGACAUAUGUACCGUUAUUAAGGCAUGCAAUUUUGCAGCUGAACGUCAUCGCUUACAGAGACGAAAAGAUGUUUCGCAAACGCCUUACAUCAAUCAUCCCAUCGGUGUUGCAAAUAUAUUAACCUCUGAAGCUGGUAUAACGGAUAGUGCAACGAUUGUAGCAGCGCUGUUACACGAUACCGUUGAAGAUACAGCUACUACUUUCCAGGAAAUCAGUGGCUUAUUUGGCGAAGAGGUUAGUCGGAUCGUGCAGGAAUGCACUGAUGAUAAAAGUUUACCGGUUUCCAUACGGAAACAGUUGCAAGUUGAAAAUGCAGUAGGACAUUCGCAUAAGGCAAAAUUGGUCCAUCUUGCAGAUAAACUUUAUAAUCUGCGGGAUUUGGAGCGCGGUACACCGAUUGGUUGGAAUGCACAAAGAGUAAAAGAAUAUUUCAUGUGGUCAAAAGUAAUUGUAUCAAAAUUAAAAGGAACCAACGAAGCUCUGGAGGUUGCUCUCGAUGAUAUUAUUGAUAGAUAUUUGUGCAAAUUCUGA